UGAAGCAGCAGCAGAAGCAACGGCAACAGAACCAAGCAGCAUUGAAUAAAGUUUUCACACACAUAGCAGUACUUAGUAAUGAAAGUUUAAUUGGUGUUAAAUUGAUAGAUUGUUGAAUGUGUUUGUGUAUGUUAGCGGCGACAGACAAUAUUUGCUAAUGGACAGUGCAAGAUCAGUAAACGGAAAAAGGGACAGAGUAGCCGCAAAAUAAAGCCUGAGCUGCCUUGCCACUUGAAAUCAGCAAGGCAUUCAAGUUAAUCCUGGCACUUGAGUUUUAACGGAACGAAGCUGCAUGAAGAAGACGUGAAGACAUGAGGCAGCAAUGGAAGCCGCGCCAUUGGCACACACCCAUGGCAGAUGGUAGACAUCGAAAUAAUACCCGAUUAAAGAACAAAAAAGCAAAGUGCAAAUGCACCCCAAGUGCCAAAACAAGGAGUAACUCAUUUGUGCAGUUAUUGUGCGGUGACAGUUUGCUGGCAGCAGCCGACCCGAACGAUAAUGCUGAAGCUGGGAAGGCUGUUCGAGGCUGUAGGAGGCUGUUGGCGGCCGCCUCGAGUGCGGUAGCUUAGCGGCAAUGCAUAAUGUCUGCUAAUAUUUGAAGAGCACGCGAGUGCGCAGCGCGCAUUAAUUGACAUGAAAGCCGAGCCGAAAAAUAUGCAAAAGGCGCACACGACGAGUUGGAGAAAGCUGAAAAGCAGCGAAGAGAAUGCCGAGAAGAAUGGGCUCCGCGCUAAUGAGGUGCAUUGCAUUCGCGUUUUAUAGCCUGGUCAAUCAAUCCAUGCCAGAAGCAGGCAAGGUGCGUAAGAUGGUGGCGCGGGCUCUUAGUGUUUGGGAAAACAAUUCAAAGUUGACAUUUCGUGAAGUGUACAGCGAUCAGGCGGACAUACAAGUGCUGUUUGCAAGGCGCGAUCAUGGCGAUGGAUAUAAGUUCGAUGGACCCGGCCAAGUGCUGGCUCACGCCUUCUACCCUGGUGUGGGACGCGGCGGCGAUGCACAUUUUGAUGCGGAGGAGAUCUGGCAGUUUGAUGCAGACAACGAUGAUAACCGAGGUACGAACUUUUUGAAUGUCGCUCUGCACGAACUAGGCCACUCGCUAGGUCUGGGUCACUCGUCGGACUCAAAUGCGGUUAUGUUUCCCUGGUAUCAGAGCAACGAAGUGGAUGGCAAGCUGCCCGACGACGAUCGGAAUGGCAUUCAGGAGCUCUAUGGCGCCAAGGAUAAGACUUGGGGACCCUAUAGACCACGCGCCACAGCCCGUACCACAACGACUACUACAACAACAACUAUGCGACCUAUGGUCUACUUCCCACAGCGACCAAACGUUCCAACGCGUCGUUAUCCAUACUACACCGAGAGGCCACUCUACCGUCCGCAUAAUCCACGCCAGACAGAACGACCAACCGCCGCCACCAGGGCCACGCCGCGCACUUAUCCUACGGUCAGAAACUAUCCUACUGCCAGAACCUAUCCCAAAAAGCCAACAAAGCCGCGAAAGAUAAAGCCAGACACCUGUCGGACCCACUACGACGCCAUAUCCAUGAUACGCAACGAGCUCUUCAUAUUCAGAGGACAGUAUCUUUGGCGUAUCGGAGCAAAUGGUAUGUACGCCGGCUAUCCCACUGAGACGCGUCGCCACUGGGCCGCACUACCCGAGGACUUCAAGCGCGUCGAUGCCGUCUAUGAGGAUAAAAAGCUAGGGAUAAUAUUCUUUAUAGGUCGAUACUACUAUGCAUUCGACACCGUCACACUCAUAACUGGCUAUCCACAACCGCUUACAUCGUUGGGUCUGCCGUCCACACUGUCGCACAUCGAUUCCGCUUUUGUUUGGGGCCACAACAAUCACACUUACCUGACUAGUGGCACGCUCUAUUGGCGACUGGACGACAGCACUGGUAAAGUGGAUCCCACCUAUCCAUACGACAUGUCCUUUUGGGGGGUGGGCUACAACAUCGACGCCGCCUUCCAGUAUUCAGACGGCAAGACCUAUUUCUUUAAAAAGGAGGGCUACUGGGAGUUCGAUGACAACCGUAUGAAACCGACGCAAGUGCUUCCCCAAAGCUCGGCACACAAGUGGAUGCGCUGCUCUCGCAGCGACAACGACGUGAACAAGGAACAGCGCUGGACAGCACCGCUGGUCUCGGGCGUGGAUGAGGUCGAUUCCGAAGACAAAGCUGGGAAUGCCGCAGGACGUGCAUAUUCUGUUGCAAUUAUUCUGCCUACCCUUCUCCAUAUAUAUAGCAUAUGGCGUAGUUAAAACUUACUCUAAGCGGUUUAGUUUGGCAUCUAAACAGCUUCUGGUGAAGUAUAAGGUGCGUUCCAAAGUAAGCAAAGCUAUUGGAAUAUUAGGACUCAACCCAACUUCCUAGAAUAUGACCAACUGAAAACCAACUUCUUGGCAAAGCCUUGAUUCAAACGUUUCAGUUAAUGAACCAUGCCUUAUCCACGGCAGAGUUCACGAGGGGUAUACAUGUUCUAAAAAAUUCGUGCACGAAUGCGAGCUCUUCUAUUUUAAAAAAGCACGAAUAAUGAUGGAAAAAAAAUUCAUAUAGUCUAAUUCGUUUUUCGUUUUAUUUAAUCAUUAUGUAUUAUGCAUAAUGUAUUCUACUGAAAUUCCUUACUUAUUUCUCAGAGCGAGUUUUGGAUAUCUUCUAUUGUCGUAUGUACCUACAUGCUGCAGGCAUUUACGGCCUAGAAUUUAAUGCACCCCUACCGUAUAGCUUUAGACCAUGAACAUCGCUUGCUACAUAUAUUUACAUAUGUUGCCAGCCUUUUAUAUUUUUCACAAGUUAUGUUUACCUUGAACCGCACCUUGUAGUAAAUUUUCUUCAAAAAUUAUGCACUUUUUCUCUUCCGUUCAGAGAAAAUAUAAAUUUGUCAUCAAAUAAGAACCUGUUUUGCUGUUGUUUUUUUUUAGUCCAAGCUAAUCGGUUUAGAGUAAUACUUUUAUGAAAUUGAACUUUAUUGUCGGUUAUGCUGUGCGAAGUUCAAAUCCGGACUACUCAUUCGUAUUUAAGUAAAUAUUUUAUAUUUUAAUAAAAGAUAGUUAAUCGUUGCGAUCGCAGCUGUCUAACAGCUUAGAGUACGUGCUACACGAUUGUACACAAGCGGCCUUAGAUAGUAUUCAUGACUCAAUUCAAAUUUGAUUCCAUAUACAUAAUAAUUUUUCAACUGUAUUCUAUGCCAUAAUAAUACCCAUUUAUACCUACUUGUAUUUCUUUAAAUAGUAUGUUGCAUUUCAAGAGCCAUCGGGAAAAGUGUUUCAUACAAUUUGAAUAAUUUUAUCAAUAAGCACGAAAUAAAUUGCUUAGUAAGUCAACCGUCAAUCAUUCAAUUUGUGCUUUUAUUGUAUUAUUCAUAAUAUUCUAUGCAUAUAACAUACUAUAUUAUACUGUAUUGUAUUGUCUGAUAUAAGUACACAUACUACUUUUGCACGCAUUGAAAUUACCUACUAGCUAAUAAAGAGUUUGUAAGAGUUGUAUGUAAAAAAAAGAGAGGGGAAUGAUCAAGUGCUUAGAUUUAAGGACACGUAUUUCCAACAUUUGAAAAGCCAGCACUGCCUUAUAAAACAUACUAAGUUAAUGUUUAUCACCUAAAGUUUAAACACUACAGAAACGCCUAUACGAGUAGCUGUGAACUAUCCACGCAUUUUUCUUAAUUCAAAAACAACAUUUUGGGGAUUUUUAUUUAUAAUUUAAAUAAUGUGAUAUUACAAUAAAUUCAAUAACUUGCAUACAAA
Messenger RNA from Scaptodrosophila lebanonensis, 3736 nucleotides. RefSeq names its product matrix metalloproteinase-2 (gene Mmp2). Lineage: Eukaryota; Metazoa; Arthropoda; Insecta; Diptera; Drosophilidae. Gene Ontology annotation, cellular component: extracellular matrix. Gene Ontology annotation, molecular function: zinc ion binding; metalloendopeptidase activity. Gene Ontology annotation, biological process: collagen catabolic process; extracellular matrix organization; proteolysis. The record is from RefSeq and is a predicted model, not a curated record. The coding region runs from base 707 to 2254 and encodes 515 amino acids. The transcript has 6 exons.